Messenger RNA from Lolium perenne, 828 nucleotides. Lineage: Eukaryota; Viridiplantae; Streptophyta; Magnoliopsida; Poales; Poaceae. The record is from RefSeq and is a predicted model, not a curated record.
GCUCGUAUCCAAAUUCCAAACACGCCCUCCCUAUGCGAGUCCAACCUCCGACUGAAACAAAUCACCGGACGCUCUCCAAACACGCCUUCCCUUCCUUGCCCGCCGCCGCUGCCGUUCCCAUCUAUCAAUCAUGUCAAGUGGCAGCAAGAUAACCGGCGAAGGCAAGGUAACCACCUUCAAGUGGUUUGACAGGGAAGCCAGCUCCGGUCCUUUAUCCCCCCGCGUAUCAUACCUGUUCAAGCACUUGAACACGGAGAAGAUCAAUGCCAUCAUGAAUCGCAUGAACCGUGGAGAAAUUACGGGUGAUGAAAUGAUCAAACUCUUAGAAGAGGAAACGAACGCUUGCCUGGAGGGCAUGGAGGAGGAGGGCACAGUCCGCCGCACGGAGGAGGACGAGGGCACGGAGGAGGACGAAGAGGAUGGAGAGAUGGGGAAGGCGGUAACAAACUCCAUUCAGUCCAUUGAAGAUCCGAAUUCAGCUUUGCUGUCCUAGGUUGUUGCAUGUAUAUAAUCUGUACAUUAUCUACGUCUAUUCAGCUGCAGCUGGGAGAUAUGAGAAACUUGGUAUCGUGAAACGGCCACAGCCGUCCCUUGUUGAAAGUGAGCUAGAAUGCAAGAAGCCAAGACUAGCACAAGGCUAAUGCUGCCAGAGAGAAGAAGAUGAGGCUGCAGAGAUAUAGAAUUCCUUUUGGUUUGUAACGACUUAUCUUUGAAUCCCUACACCAGUUUCUGAACUUUCGGUAAACCCGCACAUUUCAGCAACUUGCAACGUUUUUCAAUCUUUCUAGUAAAUCCAGUCAAAUCAGACUGGGUGGGUGUUUCUGCAAC